Molecule: messenger RNA, 2329 nt
Organism: Ciona intestinalis (vase tunicate)
Lineage: Eukaryota; Metazoa; Chordata; Ascidiacea; Phlebobranchia; Cionidae
Biological process (GO): protein import into nucleus
Source: RefSeq, a predicted model, not a curated record
GUAGGUAAUUAGGCUGUGUAAGAUGGAAAAUUCUGUGUGGGAAAAUAGAGUGGAAGCACUGUUGCAGAGCAAGCAAAGAUUGGAGCGUGACAAAGGAAUUGUUGAACUAAAAGUUCGCCUGGCGAAAGAAGACACUGAGAAAGUGUCAGUUGAUUUAGUGGACAGAUUUUUUAACCAGCUUUCUUCUAUUAACGAUUUCACGCCAUGGGAGGUGACACAUGGGUGUCUGCUUGGUGUCAAACUGGUAGUGCAGAAGUAUGCUGGUGCUGGCGUGAAAAAUGGGUUUAUCACAGAGGAAAAGGUGGAGUCGCUGAGGUUGAUUGCUAUUGGUUGCUUGCAGCAUCCAGAGGUUAGGGUUCGUGGGCAGGCAGGCGAAUUUCUUGGCUCACUUUGCUCGUUGAGAGGAAGUGACAUUUAUAAAUUGAGCAGUGUUGCUUUGCUUAGACUGCUUGAGGAAGACAUAGAGCGACACAUGAACGAUACUGAUUCAUUGUCUUCUUUUUCCUCCAGUCCAGGAUCAGAUGCUGGGAGCAUCUUUCAUGAGUCAGCUGGUUGGAGGCAUCUGGAAACAACGAUGAAAUGUUUGCAGAGCAUGGUGGAAGGAUGCGGCCGAGGUUUCGUUCCCUUUAUCACCCAGAAUCUUCUUGAUCUUCUGUUCUCCGCACUGGGACACACCAACCGUUUUGUAAGAGAAACAGGUUUCAAUGUAUUUGCUGCCAUUGUUCAUUGCAGCCAAACGGAGACAGAUUCAAACAAUACAUUGCAAAAGUAUGGUAGUCAAUUUUGCAAGCAUUUGUCUAAAGGUCUUUCUGAUAACUGGUCACAAGUCAGACUUGCCUCUUCUGUUGCUACAAGGAACUUUCUGACCAGUAUCGAAGAUAAGACCAAAUACAAGGAAUAUUUUCCUGACUUGCUACCAAGGUUAUGUCUAAACCGAUACUACAUUGCAGAUGGGGUUAGAAUCUAUACGCAGGAAACCUGGGCCAUUAUAUCUGGUGGGCAUGGUAAGGACCUUGUGGAGGAUAAUAUUGAACAUGUUGUGUCAUAUUACGUAUCCUCAACAAAGGCAGAAAACCAUGCAGUACGUGAAGCUGCCUGUGCUUGUAUUUCAGAGUUAGCAGUUAAAAUUCGACAAGAAGCAGUGAAAAAGUUUGUUCCAGAGUUACUUGCUGCAUUGUUGGAAUGCUUUAAGGAUGACAGUUGGCCGGUUAGGGAUGCAGCUUGCAUUGCUUGUGGUAAUUUUGUUCUUUCAUAUCCUGAUGAGUCCCUGCCGAUUCAGAGCUCUCUCUAUGAUUUAUUUUGGGGUAAUCUGCAAGACCCUAUUGCAUCUGUAAGGCAAGGAGCAGCACUUGCACUUGCAAAGUUUGUGAAAGCUUAUGGAGACAGUGUGUUGUCAAAGGUGGUGGAAGAUUUAAAGCUUGGCUUGCAGGGCAUUUCCAAGCAAGCGGAAAGCAGUGAAAAUUUUUCUGGUUUGGAUAAAAAGCCAGCGCAGUUUGGAGUUGUGAAAAACCUUCACACUGGUAGUGACCGUGAUAAGAAACAUACAGAUCAAGUGAUGUACUCAUGCGGUUCACUAGCUCCUAAGAUGGGUCGAGGAAGCAGAGGUGGAUGUAGUGAUUGUCACUUCCAAAGACCUUCAGAGCCAUGGGAGAGAUCAGAUGGAUGUUUGUAUUUCAUCACUGAGCUGGCAAGUGACUUCGCAGAUGUUUCCACCAAGCUCAUUCCUGAUAUAGUAAAAGCUUUAUCCUACAAACAUUUCCCACAACACAUUGUGUUUGUGGAGACUCUGUGUAGGCAACUUCCAGUGUUGGCUUCUCGUAUUGGGAAAAAGCCAUUCAAGCAACAUAUCGAGAUAUUCCUUGAUUCCAUAUUUUAUGCCGCGUCUUCUGAUGUACAGCUAACAUCUGCAGCUGGUGAAGAGUGUUUGAUUAAACUUUCAAAAUUUAUUGGUGCAAAUAUUCUAAGAGGCAGAGUGGAGAAUCAUAACAGCCAUUUCCUAUCUCAAUAUGACAGAAUUAUGUGUGCCAAUCCAGUCCAGGCUUACACUGGUUUUCCGUCCACGUUUCCAAAACCCUGAUUUCUUAUGCUAUUAGAUUAAGGUUACUGAUAGUUAUUUGUGUAAAUGCAAUUUAUUACUGUCAAUAACUUAGGUAAUUUCUGUACAAAAGUGAAAUCAUGCUUAUUUAUCUUGUUUGUGUACAUCCUUUGGAGCUUAAUUAAAAUGUUCAACACUAUUACUUUUCCUAUAUGUUCAGUUCACCAUUUGAGUUUUACACUGUCCAUGGUUGCUGUUGUAUAAUUGUGUUUUAUAUAAUUUCACCUUUCAGAA